AUGAGUGUUUACGAAACACCAGAUAAUGAUCAGGAUAAUGAAAUAAGUGUUUACGAAGCACACGAUAAUGAUCAAAAUACUGAAAUGAAUUAUGAAACACCAGAUAAUAAUCAGGAUGAUGAAAUGAGUGAAGAACUAAACGGAGAUGCUUCAGAAACAUUUAAUCCUGAUAACGUUACGGAACAUGUUUUACGAGUAUCAAAAAUUCAUGAGGUUUCUGUAAUAAGUUCAAAUAAGAUUGUAAUGAAACAACCAAAAGAACCAUGA
Messenger RNA from Racocetra fulgida, 267 nucleotides. The record is from the annotation of a GenBank genome assembly. NCBI's taxonomy places the organism in Eukaryota, Fungi, Glomeromycota, Glomeromycetes, Diversisporales, Gigasporaceae.